Messenger RNA from Aspergillus pseudonomiae, 584 nucleotides. RefSeq lists its product as uncharacterized. The record is from RefSeq and is a predicted model, not a curated record. Lineage: Eukaryota; Fungi; Ascomycota; Eurotiomycetes; Eurotiales; Aspergillaceae. The transcript has a single exon. Bases 106 to 444 code for a protein of 112 amino acids.
AAAGAAGGGAAGAGAAAAGAUACUCGCUGUAUUCAGCCAUUGUUAUCGCUUACCUUUUCUUCUACCUUAGUAGUAGGUUCCCUCCACUACUAAUACGGGUCAUUAAUGACCCCCUCUCUUGCUUUUGCCUCUUCCCCUCUCUUAGUAAAUACCAGAGUACUCUCAGCUACCUACGUCCGUGAAUACUUACUCUCCUCUCUCCUGUUUCUCCUGUUUAUACAUAUAUAUAUAUAUAUAUAUAUUUCAUUAGUGGAAGGGGUGGAUGCAUUAUUCUACCCAGGCUUGUGCUUUUGCAUUCUUACACCAACAAUCAAUCACCACAGCCGCCACAUUUCUCUCCUCUACCGUCUUGUACUGUCAUUACUACCGCCCCUUCCUCUCGUCCUAUGGACUGUAUAUGCUCAUCGUUGUAGAUUUUUGUAUCCCAUAAAUUCUCAUCAUUGAAUGCUUCUUUCCCCGUCAACUCAACCUAUCCACUCCAGAAGCAAGCGUUAUCAUUCGUACCGAUAUCUCUCCUUGCGCUUUUUUUUUUUUACGCUGAGGUUGAUCCCCUACCUGGUGCCUUCCAUAUCCCCGAUUCGGCU